AUGGAGACUGAUGCCAUUAACUUGAAGGAGAAAACAGCCCUGGCGGGUGGUCUCCAGGUCACAGUGCCCGACAAGAAGAAGGUGGCCAUGCUCUUCCAGCCCACGCUGCUCCGCUGCCACUUCUCCACGUCCUCCCGCCAGCCCGCCGUCGUGCAGUGGAAGUUCAAGUCCUACUGCCAGGAUCGCAUGGGGGAGUCCCUGGGCAUGGCCUCUCCCCGGGCCCAGUCUCUCAGCAAGAGAAACCUGGAGUGGGACCCCUACCUGGACUGCUUGGACAGCAGGAGGACCGUUCGAGUGGUCGCUUCAAAACAGGGCUCGACCGUCACCCUGGGCGACUUCUACAGGGGCAGAGAGGUCACCAUCGUCCACGAUGCAGACCUUCAAAUUGGAAAACUCAUGUGGGGAGACAGUGGACUCUAUUACUGUAUCAUCACCACCCCCGAUGACCUGGAGGGCAAAAACGAGGACUCGGUGGAGCUGCUGGUGUUGGGCAGGACAGGGCUGCUUGCUGACCUCUUGCCCAGUUUUGCUGUGGAGAUUAUGCCAGAGUGGGUGUUUGUCGGGCUGGUGAUCCUGGGCGUCUUCCUCCUCUUCGUCCUGGUGGGCAUCUGCUGGUGCCAGUGCUGCCCGCACAGCUGCUGCUGCUACGUCCGCUGCCCGUGCUGCCCGGACUCCUGCUGCUGCCCGCAGGCCUUGUAUGAAGCAGGGAAAGCAGCAAAGGCCGGGUACCCUCCCUCUGUGUCCUGUGUCCCCGGCCCCUACUCCAUCCCCUCUGUCCCCUUGGGAGGACCCCCCUCAUCGGGCAUGCUGAUGGACAAGCCGCAUCCACCUCCCCUGGCUCCAAGCGACUCCACUGGAGGAAGCCGCAGUGUUCGCAAAGGUUACCGGAUCCAGGCGGACAAAGAGCGGGACUCCAUGAAGGUCCUGUACUACGUGGAGAAGGAGCUGGCUCAGUUCGACCCGGCCCGGAGGCUGAGGGGCCACUAUAACAACACCAUCUCGGAACUCAGCUCCCUACACGAGGAGGAUGGCAGUUUCCGCCAGUCUUACCAUCAGAUGCGAAGCAAGCAGCUCCCUGUGUCCCGGGACUUGGAGAGCAAUGCGGACUACUGGCCGGGCGUCAUGGGAGGCAGCAGUGGGACGAGCCGGGGGCCCUCGGCCGUGGAGUACAACAGAGAGAACCGGGACAGCUUCAGGCACAGCCAACAGCGCUCCAAGUCCGAGAUGCUGUCGCGCAAGAGCUUCGCCCCGGGGGUGCCGGCCGUGUCCAUGGACGAGCUGGCCGCCUUCGCCGACUCCUACGCGCGGUCCCGCCGGGCGGCCGAAGACAGCCUGGACGCCAGGGCGGGGGGCCGCUUCGAGCGCACGGAGACGCGGGCGCGCGGGGGUCUCUUUGGGGACGGCCCCCCCGAGGGGUACCCCCCCGAGGGCUACUCACCGGAGCGGUACUUCGGGGCACGGAGCCACAGCCGCGAGCCCCCCGCCGAGGCCGAGCGCGCCUGGACCCCCGAGGACGCCGCGCUGCCCCGGCUGGUGAGCCUGCCGGCCGCCUGCGAGCGCCCGGGCCGCGGGGGCAGCCUGGAGACCCCGGCCCGGCGCGGCGCCCCCUACUACGCCUGGUCGCCGCCGGCCACCUACCGGGCACGCGCUCCGCGGGGCAGCGACGAGGGGGACUCGGCCGAGGACACGCUGCCGCCCUACAGUGAGCUCGAGCUGAGCCGGGCGCCGUCCCACCGCGGCCGCGACCUGUCGGCCCACGGCUCCUCGGAAAAGAGGCGGAAGAAGGAGCCCGCCAAGAAGCCGAAUGACUUUCCAACCAGGAUGUCCCUUGUGGUCUGA
This is a messenger RNA of Eptesicus fuscus (big brown bat), 1839 nucleotides long. RefSeq names its product immunoglobulin like domain containing receptor 2 (gene ILDR2). The transcript is spliced from 10 exons. Gene Ontology annotation, cellular component: membrane. Bases 1 to 1839 code for a protein of 612 amino acids. Gene Ontology annotation, biological process: pancreas development. The record is from RefSeq and is a predicted model, not a curated record. NCBI's taxonomy places the organism in Eukaryota, Metazoa, Chordata, Mammalia, Chiroptera, Vespertilionidae.